Messenger RNA from Synchiropus splendidus (mandarinfish), 6918 nucleotides. RefSeq names its product rho GTPase-activating protein 35-like. Lineage: Eukaryota; Metazoa; Chordata; Actinopteri; Syngnathiformes; Callionymidae. Gene Ontology annotation, molecular function: GTP binding; GTPase activity. The record is from RefSeq and is a predicted model, not a curated record. Bases 767 to 5344 code for a protein of 1525 amino acids. The transcript has 7 exons. Gene Ontology annotation, biological process: signal transduction.
GAGUCUCUCUCGCUCGCUCCCCGCUUCUGUCUCAGCGCUCACACAGAAAAGAAGCAACGCUGCCUCCACUGGGGGAGGAGGGCCGCCGCCGCCAUUAUCGCCCAGCUGCUGCCUGGAACAAGCACUUUCACCCCGGCGAUCUGCUGCUCCGGCGAGCCGGGACAUGAUCCAUCGCCGCCCCGGUGGAAGCGGAUUCCAGCCGAAACAGCAGAUUCGUCAAACUCUGCCUGGCGUGGCGCGGACCGGCCCUGCUGCUCUGCGUGGCCACAACAAUGGACACAAUCAUCAUCGCCCCAAGAAACGUGGUUUGAGCGCAGGACCGCGGCGGAUUUUUCGAGCCGGGAUUUAUUCUGUUCUCGCCACCGAGGAAAACGCGUUGAAAGUGGACUUUUAAAUCUGCGUUUCCAUUACGGGGACAGGGAUGCUAAGCGGGCGGGCGCGUGCGCCGGACGUGAGCACAAGCCUCCGACAUUUGCUGCGGUUCCACUAGUGUCCCGGCGACUGCGGGGUGUUUGCUUUUUUUUGUCGCCGUGCACAUCGGGAGGCUGCGGCAGGAGCCGGCCUGACAGAUGCAGCAGAAGGAAGACGACUGCGCUGGUCCUGACAGAAUAAGUGAAGGAGGCUGGUUCAAAUCCCCCACGGCUGGUGGUUCCACACCAUAUCCAGAGGAGCAAGUUUGAUUCUGUCUGUGGGUCGACAAGUUUAUGGACAAACAAGUCAACCAUUUCACAGUGCCUGAUAGUGGCAGGAUGCGCCAGAGCGGAGUAUGAUGGCGAAAAAGCAAGAUGCCCGCUCGCCCAUUUACAACCUCAUCGUGGUGGGUUUGUCGGGAACAGAGAAGGAGAAGGGACAGUGUGGGGUUGGAAAGUCCUGCUUGUGUAACAGGUUUGUGCGGUCCAGUGCCGACGACUUCUACCUGGACCACACGUCGGUGUUGAGCACCAGUGACUUUGGGGGUCGAGUGGUUAACAAUGACCACUUUCUGUUCUGGGGGGAGGUUUCGCGGCUCCUGGAGGAGGGCCCCGAGUGCAGAAUGCAUGUCGUGGAGCAAACGGAAUUUAUCGACGACCAAACCUUUCAGCCGCACCGUAGCACGGCCAUGCAGCCGUACAUCAAGCGGGCCGCCGCCACCAAGCUGGCCUCGGCGGAGAAGCUCAUGUACUUCUGCACGGACCAGCUGGGCCUGGAGCAGGACUUUGAGCAGAAGCAGAUGCCUGAAGGCAAGCUGCAGGUCGACGGCUUCUUGUUGUGUGUGGACGUUAGCCGAGGCAUGAAUCGCAACUUUGAUGACCAGCUGAAGUUUGUCACCAACCUUUAUGGUCAGAUUAGCAAGACAAAGAAGCCCAUUGUGCUGGUGCUCACCAAGUGUGACGAAGGGGUGGAACGUUACAUCAAAGACGCGCACACGUUUGCCAUCACGAAGAAGAGCCUGCCUGUCGUGGAGACCUCGGCGCGUUCCAACAUCAACGUCGACCUGGCGUUCCUCACCUUGGUUCAGCUCAUCGACAGAGGUCGGGGAAAGCCCAGGAUCAUUCCCUACUUCGAGGCGCUGAAGCUGCAGAGUCAGCAGAUUGCAUCCGCUAAGGACCGUUACGAGUGGCUGAUCAACCGGAUCGUGAAGAACCACAACGAGACCUGGUUAAACACCAGUCGCAGGAUGAACACCUCUCCGGAGUACAAAGAGUAUGUCUUCUUGGAGGGAACGGCCAAAUGCAAGAAGCUCUUCCAGCAGCACGUCUACCGCCUGAAGCAAGAGCACAUAGAGAGGCGCCGGAGAAGUUACCUGAGCACUCUGCCUCUAGCACUUAGUUCUUUGGUGCCUGACUUGGAUGAGAUCGAUCAGCUGAGCUGGUCCGGGGUUCAGAAGGUCCUCGAGUCUAAGCAGCACUUUGCCCACUGGUUUGUGGUUUUGGAGGACUCCCCGUGGGAAGACACGUCUCACAUCGACAACAUGGAGGAUGAGCGGAUCCCGUCUGACCUUCUGGAGACCACAGAAGCCGAGGAUAUCUUUAACACCCACCUGGAGCAUUUGCGCAACGAGUGCCGACGUGCAGAGCUGCGGGUGGAGUUCAAGCAGAAGCUGAUGUCCUCUCCGUUCGUCACGCCCGGAAAGCCGUGGGAGGAGGCCCGCAGCUUCAUCAUGAACGAGGAGUUCUACCAGUGGCUGGAGGAGCCAGAGUACCUCGACCUCUACAACCGCCACCAGAAAGAGAUCAUCGACCGCGCCAAAGAGGAUUUCCAGGAGCUCUUGCUGGAGUACUCUGAGCUUUUCUAUGAGCUGGAGGUCGACGCUAAACCCAGCAAGGAGAAGAUGGGAGCCAUCCAGGAGGUUUUGGGAGAAGAACAGAGGUUCAAAGCCCUUCAGAAGCUUCCGGCCGAAAGAGAUGCCCUAGUGUUGAAACACAUCCAUUUUGUCUAUCACCCAACCAAGGAGACUUGUCCCAACAGUCCCCACUGUGUGGACUCGAAGAUUGAGCAGAUGCUAGCGUCGCGCUUCCCAUCAUGCUACCCCUUCUUUGAUGUGAAGGCUCAUUUCGGGGACACGAAAGCAGACCGGAUCAAUCUGGUCAUUCUUGGGAAGGAUGGACUUGCCAGAGAAUUCGCCAACGAGAUUAGAGCCCUGUGCACCAAUGAUGACUGGUACGUCUUGGACGGGAAGAUGUACGAGCUGACGCUGAGGCCCAUCGAGGGCAACGUUCGUCUCCCCGUCAACUCCUUCCACACCCCGACCUUCACGCCACACGGCUGUCUGUGUCUGUACAACUCCAAGGAGUCCCUCUCCUACGUGGUUGAAAGCCUGGAGAGAGUCAGAGAGUCGACGCUCGGGCGGCGGGACAGCCAGCUGGCGCAGCUGCAGACAUCGCUGCUGCUGGUCACAAAGAGGGGCGUGGGCUCCUACGUCGAUAUUGGUGGAGAAACUGCCUUAAACCUCAUCACCCAGGGACAGCAGGUGGCACGGAGACUGCAGUGUAGCUUCCUGGACCCCGCGUCGCCCGGCGUGGGCUACGGCCACAACGUCAACGAGUCUCAGAUCAACCAGGUGCUCAGGAGUCUCUUGGACAUCAGGAGGAGCACGUCCUUCAGCAACAACUCCCCUCCCCUGUUUCCGGAGCAUCCGGGGCUCAGGGACUCUCCUCAUCAGCCCGCCCCCGAAGCAGAUCUCCGGGUGGUCAUGUGCUUAAUGUGCGGGGACGGCUACGACGUGGAGCAACUCUUAUCCCCUUUCCUCAUGCAUCAGCACUGCCGGCCCAUGUCCAAUAACGGCACCUCAGUUUUGAUCGAGCAGACCAUCGCGGGGCACAAGCUGGCCAUCGAGCUCUCGCUGCUUUCAUAUCACGCCUCUUUCACUUUGAGAAAGAGCAGGUUGGUGCACGGCUACUUCGCCGCGUACUCCGUCGCUCGCAAGGCCUCGCUGGAGACCUUGUGCGCGUUUCUGUGCGAGGUGCAGGACAUCAUCCCGGUCCAGCUGCUGGCGGUGGGCGACAGCCAGGCGGAGCUCACGGACAGCGACUACGCCCGCGAGCAGCUGAUUCAGGGCGAGGAGCUGGCGCACGAGAUCGAGGGCCGCUUCAACAGCGUGGUUUGCGGCUCCGGGGGCGUGGCCGGAGGGCUCCACCGGAUCGAGAUGUUCCACCCGUUUCUGAUGGAGGUGGUGGAGAAGCGCAACAUCGUGGAAGCCACGCACAUGUACGACAACGUGGCGGAAGCCUGCACCAAUGAAAACGUGUACUCGCCUCGCUGCAGCUCCCCCAGUCCGGUCACCAUGUACCUGGACUCGGAGGACGACGUGGACCCGUCGCCCCCGUACUACGACGGCACGCUCUCCUCUCACGGUGGGGGCUACAACAUUCAGGACUUGGAUUCCAGUGACAUAUCGGUCAUUUCUGACAUCAGAGACUUUGAGAGUAAACUGAACAACAAGGUGCCGCCUCACGUGAGAGUGAAGCCCGGCGUCACCUUCGACUACCGCAAGGUGAGCAGGAACCCCUACAUAGACACGCUGGGCCACCGCCGCUCCCUGCCCUCCGCCGUUACCUGGGUUCCUGGGGGAGACGUGGGCUACGACCCCUCAGACUACGCUGAGCCCAUCGACGCCGUGUCCAAACCCCGUCCCAGCAACGAAGAGAUCAUCUACUCCGUUCCGCACGACAGCACGCAGGGCAAAAUCAUCACCAUCCGCAACUCCAACAGGAUGCACUCCAAUGGAAAUGGGUCCGACAGCGAGGCGGACAGCGGCUCCCUGGAGCGGCGGAGGAAGUUCUCCGCAGCCGGGGUGAAGCCUCGUCUUUACAGAGACCGCUCCAAGCGGCUGGGGAAGUUCAGCAGCUUCCGCAGCAGCUUCAUCGGCAGCGACGACGAGAUGGGAGUCCUUCCCAAGUGCAAGGAGGAGGACUACGGCACCCUGAAGGGCGAGAGUCUGGUCAGCGAGGAGAACGAAGAUCCAAAGAAGAGAAACAUCCUGAAGAGCCUUCGCAGGACCGCCAAGAAAACCAGACCAAAAGCCCGACCAGCGAUCCCCAAACCCAUGGAGAGCAAUUAUUUCGGGGUCCCCCUGGCCAGCGUGGUGUCCCCAGACAGGCCGAUCCCGCUCUUCAUUGAGAAGUGCGUCCGCUUCAUCGAGACGACAGGCCUGAACACGGAGGGCUUGUACCGCGUCAGCGGGAACAAGUCGGAGAUGGAGAGCAUGCAGAGGCAGUUCGAGCAGGAUCACGGCUUGGACCUGGUGGAGAAGGACUUCUCCAUCAACACUGUGGCCGGAGCCCUGAAGAGCUUCUUCUCCGAGCUGCCUGAGCCCCUGGUGCCUUGCGCCCUGCAGGUGGACCUCCUGGAUGCCUUCAAGAUAAACGAGCGCGAGCAGAGGCUCUACACCAUGAAGGACGUGCUGCGAAGGUUCCCGCGGGAGAACUACGACUCCUUCAGAUACGUCAUGAGCCACCUGAACAAGGUCUCCCAGCUGAGUCGGCUGAACCUGAUGACCAGCGAAAACCUGUCCAUCUGCUUCUGGCCCACCCUCAUGAGGCCCGACUUCUCCACCAUGGACGCGCUGACGGCCACGCGCAGCUACCAGACAAUCAUCGAGACCUUCAUCCACCAGUGUGCUUUCUUCUUCUACAACCAGCCGCUGCUGGACUCCCCCAGCGGCCUGGCCGGCCUCCCCGCCUCCCCCACCACCACCGCCUACUCCUGCUACCGCUCCUCCCCCCCCCACAACACGCCGCACUUCAGCCCGCUGCAGCAGUCCCCGCCCACCACCCCCCAGUCCCCGCUGCAGUCCAUGCUCCCCCCCCUCCACCAGCACCCCCACUCCCACCACCACUCUCCUGCUGAACAAGAGACACUGUGAGACGCCGCGUGUGCCGCCAUGAUGCUGGACCUUCACACACAUCCAUCCCGCCGUUCGUCUCCGUACGUGUGUGUGAGACUCUUCCUCGGCUGGAGGCGAAACCUAGAGGGCGCUGUCCUGCUGUUGAACCCGGCUGUUUCAUACUGUUCUUCGUCUCAUGAAAGUACCGCCACUGGAUUUAUAGACUUCUGUAGGUCCUUUGAGCAACGCUUGCUUGGUAGCAUAGGGUCCUCGACGUCCGCUCAUGACCGUGGGGGGUGGGGGGUGGGGUCACAUCCCGGGAUGCACUUUAUGGAUCACUGUUGUUUUCCCUCCGAGGGCUUCAUCUUGUUCAGUUGUUUUGUAAACGUCACGCUCCGACAGCCAUACGCACCGCCGCCGCUCCGGCAGAUAUCAGACUUUGUUUACAUGCGACUCUUUUGUAUCCGCAUCUGAAGCACUUUUUUUUUGAUAGUCUAGUGUUGCAUUUUGAAGAUGAACUGUCCAUAUGUUUUAUUGGGAGCGAAUGUGGCGCCGGCGUGUAAAGACUUUUGUAAAAACUUGUGUUCGGCUGAAGUUUUUUGGGUUUUUUUUCCUAGCUUGACGGGGCGCGACGCCCUCGUUCAUCCUGCCGUGUGAAGCGUAGUUUCCUUUCCUAGUGCUCGUUGGUUGAACUGAUCGUGUGUUUAGGGACGACCUCGUGUCCGCGGAAUAUGAAUGUGCUAGCGGCCGCGGCGGCCGGGCUUCCUGUCGCGCCGCCGUCACGGGUGCAAUGAUGUUUGGGAUUUUUACUUCCUGUUUGGGAGAUCAAGUCGGCGGGAACCUGCGUGUCAUGAAACUGAACUUCUCGGUGGAGACGUUUGAUCCGACAAAUUUAGAGUCAUCUGUCGCUGAGUCCGACUUCCUGCUGAUGCUGCGUUCAAAGUCAACUGGCUGAAAAACAGCUUCAGAAAAGUUCAGUUACCGUACUCCGUGGGGCGUUCACUGACCACGUGAUGCCUGUUUGCACAUCUGUGACUCAAUCUUUAACGGGAGAAAAACGCAUUUUCGGAGAGUUAACGUUUUGUCGCACUGGGAAGUCAUUGAAUGCAGCAUCGGCUGACACAGCGCAGAAGUUUGCGUCACCUCUGAGACGACUACUGACCGAUACGCAGGCGCCCGCUGGCGUCGGCGCCGCGACGUGAGCGCCCCCUUGGUACUGAAGAAAAACACCCGCUCAAACACUGUAACCACCCAAAUUCUCGCCCGGUUCCUCUGUUCCGGUUGUUUCUUUGUAUAUUCUGGGAGAGUCCGCCCACUAGUCCGUGUUAGAAGACCUUUCUAGUGUGUGUUCCGAUCUUGAGAAUCCAUUUUUAUGUGACUGACUUGAAGGCCCACUUGAGUUUCCUGCAUGAUUUUAAAAGAAGACACCAGGGGGAGCCGGACCGAAGCCCCCCUGUUUUAAAUUAGAGAAAAACAAGCGCUGACUCGCUGUAACCUUGAAGAUGAAGUUGAAACCCCCUGAAGUUUCCGUGUCUGAAGAUGAAGGCCUUACGUGAACUGUAUCAUAGUUAAUAAAUUAAAUCUUGUAAAAGCGAAGCCCCGUGUGUCUGGAG